Molecule: messenger RNA, 654 nt
Organism: Musca vetustissima
Lineage: Eukaryota; Metazoa; Arthropoda; Insecta; Diptera; Muscidae
Product: alpha-tocopherol transfer protein-like
Exons: 5
Coding region: 1-654 (217 amino acids)
Cellular component (GO): membrane
Molecular function (GO): phosphatidylinositol bisphosphate binding
Source: RefSeq, a predicted model, not a curated record
AUGAGGCUGGCAAAUGCCUAUAUAUUUACAAAUCGGGAUCCAACAGAUCAGGAUACGAAGAACACUAUAGCCAUAGCAGAUAUUGUGCCACUACCGGGUCUCACAAAGGAAAAUUAUCGUAUAGUUGUACAUCGUUUAAAUAAUCCCGAUGCUAAUUUGAUGCAUCACGCCGAAGACACUAAAACCUACAUAAUGCUGAACGACUGCCGUUUCAGUUUACCGGAUGCAGUGGUCGAUGGUGUCCCUGUCCUCUCAGCCGGUGAUGUUCACAUUAGUGAUAUGUCAUGUCACAGUAUGGCUCAUAUGCGCCGCAUGUCAUUGCGUAUUUUACGAACAAUGUUGAAAUUUGUACAGGAGGCAUAUCCGGUACGAAUUAAGGCCAUCCAUAUGGUCAACUGUCCGUCGUAUAUGAAUAAAAUAUUGGCAUUCAUAAGGCCAUUUGUUAGUAAAAGGGUGUUUGAAUUGAUGCACUUCCACACAUCGGGCAUAGAGAGUCUCUAUGAAUUUAUACCCCAGGAGAUGCUACCGGAAGAAUAUGGUGGCUCUGCAGGUAAAUUGGAAGAUCUGAAAGCCAAAUUUUUGGAAACUAUUUUAGAAAAGAGAGAUUAUCUUAUGGAUCCACAAUAUUGGGAACUUGACGAGGAUGAGGAUUAA